AUGUCGCUUCGGACGAGGAACUCGACAAUCGCAUCGACGCCUGCUAGAGGUACGCCGAGUCGAGCUGGCACUGUCACAUCAACACAACGAGCGCCCACCAACGAACUUCCGCCCUACCAACCACUACAGCAUCCUCUCAGCGUUGCCGCCCGCGACAGACUACGCCACCUAUCACAACCCCUCAAGUUCCAGCAAAACCACCAAAUACUUGCCGAAGUCAUCUCUUGCCUCAGUGAAGCCGCCGCCGAAACCAACGAGGCCUUGAGUAGCAAGGAAAAGGCUCUGGAGAAUGCUCGUGCAAAAGCUAGAAACAAUGACGAUCCAUCCACAAGCCAACAGCGUGUCCAAGAGAUGGAAGCACAGUUUGAGGAACUACAAGCAAAAGUCGACAGCAUGACCGCCCAAAUGGACAAGGAUGUGCGCAAGAUGAUCGACGCCGACAACAACAUCGAAGAUAUGCAACAUACCCUCACAGACCUUAUCAGAGACGUCUCGAAUGCUUCUACCCAGCGCACUCAACGCACCCAACGAGGAGACGACGAAGACGAAGACUACCCUGACUUUGACCCUACCGAUCCCACAAACGCUACCCAACGUCCCCUUGCCGUCGCCGAACUCUUUGGCGAUCGCGUCGACCGCGCCAAAACAACUUUCAACAGCCAAUCUCUGACUGCUCGCUACAGCAGAAACAACCACUACGUCAACUUUAAGCGAAUCACCCACGAAGCACAAGACCGUCCCGAAAAUGGGCAGACCGCCUUGGGUGCAGAAGACAGCGACGACGAUUUCCAAAUUGCAAAAGAGACAAUCAGCACAAGAUGUCCAUUGACGCUCAGAGAAUUCGAGGAUCCGGUUACCAGUCGCAAGUGUCCGCAUUCGUUCGAGAGAGAAGCCAUCACCUCAAUGAUCAACAUGCCUAACAAUCAUGUGCGAUCUGAAGGUGCCGCCGCUGUGCAAUGUCCAGUCGCUGGAUGUCAGAAACUGUUGACAUUGGCGGAUUUGUACAGUGAUCCUGUCAUUAAGCGCAAGAUUGCCAGAGUACAAAAGGCCACUAGAGAUGCGGAUGAUGAGAGUGAUGACGAAGGGGUAAAUAGACCACAUAGUAUCGCUAGCGAUGACGAUGAUGAUGCUAUGGAUGUGGACGAGACGCCUGUGCAGAGGAUGAAGAAGGAGAGGUUAAGUGGGAGGACGCCGGGUCCUUCUGCUGUAUCGGCUUCGAGUCAGAGGAGAGGACGAGCUGCUGUGUUGAGUAUUGACGAUGACGAUGAUGAUGAUGAAGAUGAAUGA
Molecule: messenger RNA, 1287 nt
Organism: Aureobasidium uvarum
Lineage: Eukaryota; Fungi; Ascomycota; Dothideomycetes; Dothideales; Saccotheciaceae
Source: the annotation of a GenBank genome assembly